UAUGAUGUUUACUCAUCUGUCAUCCAGAGUGGUUGUCAGAAGGCCAGUUAUAUUGUACAGUUUCUUUGGUGUGACCUGACAUCUGGUUAUGAUAUGAUUGGCCCCUAUUUUCCGGUACCAAAUUCAAUGGAUGUAAACACCUUACAGCAGUUCUUUAUGUCGUGUCUUAAAUCAUUCCAUGCAUACGGCUUUCGAGUUUCCAUAGUCCUGUGUGAUGGAGCUUCAUCAAACCUGACACUUCUGAAGAUGUUGUGUGGCUACCCUAGAGCCGUACUGCCCAUGAAUGAUGCCGCAGAAGAUUUAAGGGCGAGGUAUUUUGUUGACAUGUCAUUUACCAAUCCUGAGGAUUCCACUGGCAGUUCAGUGUUCGCAAUGAUCUGCCCAAGUCAUUAGGUAGUAAAAAUGUGUUGUUUCUGGUAAAUCUUUGUUAACUUAUCCGGGAACUAGCAUUAGCACCUGCUUAAUUUGCUUAAAGAAAAAUUUCUUUGUUCUUCAAACAAUAACUGCAUUUUGGCGCGAAAAGAUUUCCCUUCACUCGAACUCUCUGGUCAAAUACGGCAGACAAACUGAAUGAUAAGGGUGACUCUAGGACAAUCCAAGAGAUUGACAGGGCUGUCGUGACGAGGCCUCGAGGGGCUGCCAUGUUGGUGAACUGAAGGACGUUUACGAUAAUUAAUUCUAGCUUUAUCAUUAAAAUAACGUAAUCUUGACUCAGACAGUUGUAAAGAAUUAUCCUUCCUCCUUUCAUUUACCUACUUUGAUCCGAUAAUAGUUUAGCCUGAGCUACGAACGGCUAUAACUUCUCACAGCACUUUUACAGUACUUAAAAGGUACACAAAUUUUGUAGAAAUUGGAAGGCCAAUAUCACCCAUGCCACAUCGAUUUAGAGUAAGCCGUUUUCACUAAACAUAGUUUGUUUAUCGAUAAGUUAGACUGUUGAAUAAAAUAAUUGGGCAAAUGUAACGGAGCAGAACUACAAUUGCAUGAUUUGAACAGAUAAAGCUAGAAUUGUCUGCCAUAUUGACCAGAGAGUUCGAGAGAAGGGAAAUCUUUUUGCGCCAAAAUGCAGUUAUGCAAACAUCCCGUAUGUACAGAGUAGUGAAACUCUUACCAUUUCCGGUUCCUGUGUAUUUGUACUUCCACUUCCUUUUGAAUUGAAAUUUUGGUUUUUCGAAUUUGAAUAUGUGACGUGACUUGGAAUUUUGUGGAAGAUUAUGAUUCCAUUGUUGACGAUUAAAUAGCUGAUUAGAGUGGAGAAGGUGAAUUGAAGUUCAAAUCAUGUAAUUUGCAUUUUAGCUGGAAUGGUGAUUUGGACUUUAACAUCCACGAUGUUGAGUUUUCCCUUUACAGUUUCAACUUGUUCAAAGUAACUUCAAGUUUGAAUGAUGCUAUUUCGACUGUGUUCAUUGCGAUUUCAAAUUCACAUGACGAGAUUUCGACAUGGAUAGUCUAAUUUUUGAAAUUCAAAUUGUAUUUUAUUUUCAGUUAUUUUUGUCUGCAAAUGUACGCCAUGGACCAGCCAAGAUCAUGCAGGUGCCUAGUUUAUUUAACUGUAUUUAUUAUUAUUAUUAUUUUAAAUUUAUUAGAUAAUAUUUUUAGAAAUAUCAGAUUGCACUGUAAUAAAUUUGAUUCCCAUUGUAAUGUGCUUUUUGUUUUUCUUUUGAUUACCGCAACAUUACAUGAUUGCAGCAACUCAAGGGCUCAGCAAGGAACCUACUCAAGAGAGCGCCAAACGUGCUGCCAGUUUUCUUGAAGCUUGUAACCUUCUUUUGAAAAAGGACUUCUGA
Molecule: messenger RNA, 1787 nt
Organism: Porites evermanni
Lineage: Eukaryota; Metazoa; Cnidaria; Anthozoa; Scleractinia; Poritidae
Source: the annotation of a GenBank genome assembly